Messenger RNA from Apaloderma vittatum (bar-tailed trogon), 1180 nucleotides. It is a transcript of the gene PHAX, whose product is annotated as phosphorylated adaptor for RNA export. Gene Ontology annotation, biological process: snRNA export from nucleus. Gene Ontology annotation, cellular component: nucleus. The record is from RefSeq and is a predicted model, not a curated record. Lineage: Eukaryota; Metazoa; Chordata; Aves; Trogoniformes; Trogonidae. The transcript is spliced from 4 exons. The annotation marks the transcript as partial.
AAAUCACAUGGUGACAUUGGUUCAGGCACGCAGUUCCAGAGCAGUGUUUCAUCAUGUGCACCAAAUGUUCCUUAUCGGACAACCAAAAGUGUGGAUUCAAGUGACGAAAGCUUUUCUGAAUCUGACGAUGACAACUGUCUGUGGAAACGAAAGCGACAAAAAUGUUUCAACUUCCCUCCUGCUAAAUCUGAGCCUUUUCAGCUUAGCCAGAGCCACACAAAACAAACUGUACAGGGUGGCAAGAAGGUCAACAACAUUUGGGGUGUGGUGCUCCAGGAGCAGAAUCAGGAUGCGGUGGCUACUGAACUUGGGAUUCUAGGCAUGGAUGGUAGUAUUGACAGAAGCAGGCAGUCUGAGACUUAUAAUUAUUUAUUGGCUAAAAAGCUGAUGAAGGAAGCUCAGCAAAAGGAGGCAGAGACUUUAGAUAAACAACUUGAUGAAUACAUGCAUGAUGAUAAGAAAACCUUGCCAGCAGAGGAAGAAAGUGGGCAAGCCUUUCUCAAACGGAAGCGGCCUGUGAAAGAUAGACUGGGUGAAAGACAAGAAAUGAAAUAUAAAGGAAGAGAUGAGAUAACAGAAGAAGAUUCAGAAGAAAAAGUGGCAGAUGAAAUUGCAUAUAGGCUUUGUGAGCCAAAGAAAGACUUAAUUGCCCGAGUAGUAAAAAUAAUUGGGAAAAGAAAAGCUAUUGAACUGCUUAUGGAAACAGCUGAAGUGGAACAAAAUGGUGGACUGUUCAUAGUGAACGGCACUAGGAGAAGAACCCCAGGGGGUGUUUAUUUAAACCUACUGAAGAACACACCUAGCAUCAAAGAAGAACAAAUCAAGGAAAUUUUCUAUUUGGAAAACCAAAAGGAGUAUGAAAACAAAAAAGCUGCUAAGAAAAGGAGAAUACAGGUGCUAGGAAAGAAGAUGAAAAAAGCCAUUAAAGGGCUUAACCUGCAAGAAUAUGAUGACGCAUCUCGUGAGACUUUUGCUAGCGAUACGAAUGAGGCUCUGGCUUCCCUGGAUGAUCUACAGGAAGGCCAUCAUGAAGCAAAGAUGGAACCUGAGGAUAUUAUUGAAGUUGAUAAUGCUCAUGAUUUGGAGAUCUUUUAGUUACUAAUGUUCUUUGUAACCAAGUCUCUAUAAAACAUAUUAAAUGAGCCUUUCUUAUAAUCCCAUGGCUUCUUGUUUUCAUAAA